GACAGACUGCAGUCAGUGACCCUGCUGUCGGCAGCGGGAAGGUAGAAGGAGGGAGGUGCUCUUCUACACUCCUGCAGAGUAGCUGAUGACUCUCACACAGAAGCCAUUGACAGCCCAGGGCAGGCCGAAUGAUGAACAAAGCACGAACGUGGCAUGAACUGCAUGGGCCCAACCAGAGAAGAUCCAGCGCUGUAAUGUCUGUGGUCAGGAUCGUUGAAAUUUCAGGAACUUAGAUGUGGGGCACAGAAGAGAACAACAGAGCCCCGUUUCUCUGUAAUUUUUUUUGCAUAAUACCUCUUUUGUGAAGAUCUCAGCUGUUUCAAGAGGAAGAGAGGAAAACCCCAAAGCAUCCCUAUGCCUUGUCUCAAACUCAGGCUCCCAUCCCGUCCCCACACGUUCCUGUGACUGCGCACAUACACAUACACACACGUAAAGCCAGCUGUGCAGGGUUUGUACCACCUACUACUGUCUGUAUUUCACACAAUUCCCAGCCAACCAUCUGCUUUCUAACCAACUGCUCUCUGGGCGGUCUCACACAGUCCUGCCCACUCCAACGUCAUGCAUUUCUUCCUUCCUCAGUGUUUCCUCCUCACACAACAGAGCUCCGAGGUCAGUGCUGGCACCACAGGCAGGUCAGCUGAAGAAGAUAAAACUUUUCCCAUGUUUCCCUGCUGGUUUCUUACGGCCUUGCUGGCCCAUGUAGGCUGGGCUCUUCAGCAAACCCCAGACAUGAUUGUCCGACUGGGAGACUCUCUGACUCUGAACUGUUCACACAAAGAGAGUGGAACCUGGACCAUGUUCUGGUACAAGCUGCCAGUGGGGAAGAACGCCACUUUGCAGCUGAUUGUUCGUUCAUUGGAAGGUAACAAAGCAGAGUUUGAGGAAGAAUUCAAAAGCCGCUUCCAGAGCAGUGGGACUAAGGAGAAAUCCUUAUCAGUGGCGAUAGAUCACGUCCUACUUAAUGAUUCAGGCACUUAUUUCUGCGCUACACUGAACUUUGGACAGGGCACUCGUCUGACAGUGCUUGGGAAGAACAGUGAAAUCAUAGAACCAGAUGUGGUCAUCUUUUCACCAUCAAAGCAAGAGAUUCAAGAGAAGAAGAAGGCCACACUGGUAUGCCUGGCCUCUGGUUUCUUCCCUGAUCACCUCAAUUUAGUCUGGAAGGUGAAUGGUGUGAAGAGGACAGAAGGAGUGGGGACAGAUGAGAUUUCCACAUCAAAUGGGAGCACUUACUCAUUGACCAGCAGACUGAGAAUCUCAGCCCAAGAGUGGUUCAACCCUCUGAAUCGUUUUGAGUGUAUUGCCAAUUUUUUUAAGAAUGGAACACAGCAAUCAAUACAAAAAAUCAUCUAUGGUGAUACUGGCUGUGAUAUCUUCAAAGAAAACUAUCAGAGAAGUGCUACAGCUGGGAAGUUUGUAUACAUAAUGCUCAUUUUCAAGAGCAUUUUGUAUGGGAUAUUUGUGAUGGGGAUGAUGCUUUGGUACAAGAAAAUGUACUAGAUAUGCUUUGCCUUGAAGAGGAAGACAGAUAUUAUGCAAGUGGAAAGCCUCUAAGCUUCGAACACAAGCUCUGAUUUGCUUUAGGAACCAGUAAACAAACUACACGGCAAUCUUCACCAAUUUUGGCUUGCUUUCAAAAUUAUCCUCUGAUAAAAGUCUAUCCUUAA
Messenger RNA from Gallus gallus (chicken), 1667 nucleotides. RefSeq names its product T cell receptor beta variable 6-5 (gene TRBV6-5). NCBI's taxonomy places the organism in Eukaryota, Metazoa, Chordata, Aves, Galliformes, Phasianidae. The record is from RefSeq and is a predicted model, not a curated record.